GCGCAUGCGCGCUCUGGAAGGCACCGCCCAGAACCAGCCGCCGCUGUCGAAACCCCGCAAAGUGGGGCGCAGGCCACCAGGACCACUUCCGGAUUUCAGGUACGACGUUUGCUCCGGCUGGCUCCUGGGAGGACUUGGGGCUGUAGAUCCUGAGGAUUUUUCAGUGUUGCCUCCUUCACAAGGCCAUCGUCUCCUCCUGUGCCCCGGGUUUCCUCCCCAAAGACCCUUUUGCACACCUUGCCAAUGGACCUUGUUGGUUUUGGUUAUGCAGCCUUUGUGACAUUUGGAAGUAUUGUGGGAUAUAAGCGGAGAGGUGGUAUUCCGUCUUUGAUUGCUGGUCUCUUUGUUGGAUUUUUGGCUGGCUAUGGAGCAUACCGUGUCUCCAAUGACAAGCGAGAUGUGAAAGUGUCUCUGUUUGCAGCUUUCUUUCUGGCCACCAUAAUGGGUGUGCGGUUUAAGAGAUCCAAGAAAAUUAUCCCAGCUGGGCUGGUGGCAGGCUUAAGCCUCAUGAUGAUUCUAAGACUUGUCCUACUGCUGCUCUGAGAAUCCGGAGGAACUGAAAGCUGAAUUGAUGUCAUUCUACACUAACCGGCAGAGCACACUCUUGGAAUUCAGAAGAUAAAUUUCAGUAUGGAAUGUUAAGGUUGUUAUUUAAUACUAGAAACAAAAGAAAUACUGUCACCUCUAAUAUGAACACUAGUCUGAGGUGUUGUUGUUUUGUUUUUGAACAAAACUUUGUUUUCUAAUUGUCAGGUACUGUUUUCAUUAAGGGUAUUUAAUAGCCUGGCCAGAGUGACUCAGUUGUUUGAGCAUCUUCCCAUGUACCAAAAGGUUGUGGAUUCAAGUCCCAGUCAGGGUACCUACCUGGGUUUCGGGUUUGAUCCCUGGUCAGAGAGCAUAUGGAAGGCAACUGAUCGAUGUUUCUCUUUCAUAUCUAUAUUUCGCUCUCUCUCUCUCUCUCUCACUUCCUCUCUCAGCAUGUCCUCGGGUGAAGAUUAAAAAAACAUAUUUAAUAAAUUGUAAUAUACUUUUUCAUUUGCUGUGUCUAGUUUUAUAUAUGUGGUAUUUCGUGACAAUUCUAAAUACUCAUCUGAAGUGAAUUUAAAUGAAACUGCAGCGUAUCAGAUAAUGGAAUGCCCUAAGUGGACCUCAGAGAAUGCUGAUGUAUCUAUGUCAUUUGAAUUAUAUUAAAAAUUAUAUGUUUUUCAUUUUAAUUGUAUUGCUGCCAGCAUUAUUUUUGUUCCUUAAAAGAAUACAUCAUCAGCACACUCUGUGCUAAAAGAAUGUAUUUAGUGUUCAAAUAAAAGAUGGUCUGUUUUAAACCUGC
Molecule: messenger RNA, 1327 nt
Organism: Eptesicus fuscus (big brown bat)
Lineage: Eukaryota; Metazoa; Chordata; Mammalia; Chiroptera; Vespertilionidae
Gene: TMEM14A
Product: transmembrane protein 14A
Exons: 6
Coding region: 244-543 (99 amino acids)
Biological process (GO): regulation of heme biosynthetic process
Cellular component (GO): mitochondrial membrane
Source: RefSeq, a predicted model, not a curated record